Molecule: messenger RNA, 2323 nt
Organism: Corticium candelabrum
Lineage: Eukaryota; Metazoa; Porifera; Homoscleromorpha; Homosclerophorida; Plakinidae
Exons: 1
Coding region: 681-2168 (495 amino acids)
Cellular component (GO): nucleus
Molecular function (GO): DNA binding
Source: RefSeq, a predicted model, not a curated record
UGCAGAGAGAAGAUCGUGUCUUCCGCAACCCACUGACGUUCCCGGUCUACCUUCUAUGACAGUAAAGGCUGCAAAUGAUAUUGUCUCGCUUCAAGAAGGUCUCCCUACGAGGGCUGACCGCAAGCGAAAAGAGAGUGUGAGUACUACGUGUACAGUGCCUCGGGACGAUUGAGCAUCGCUCGUUAUGCAAGCGAUCAUGGAGUUGCACGAGCAGCCAGACACUUCAGUAGUGUACUGAGCCAUCCAGUGAACGAAAGUACGGUUCGUUUGAUGCAGAAAAAAUACCUCCUGAAGAUUAAGCAACAAUCAGGUGAAGUUCCACUUGUCUCUCUUCCAAGACAGAAACGUGGACGUCCAUUGUUGAUUGGUGAUACAUUGGAUCACAUGAUACAGAAUUACAUUUUGAAACUUUGAGAAGCAGGCGGUGUGGUCAGUGUACCCAUAGUGAUAGCAGCUGCUCGUGGGAUCAUCGCCCACGAAAGAAAGGACAUGCUGAGUGAGUUUGGAGGUUCUUUUCUUCCAACGAAGAACUGGGAUUGUUGUAUGCUAGACAGGAUGGGUUUUACCAAACGGAAGGGAACCGAGGCUGCCAAAAAGAAAUCUGGUGACCUUUCUGAGAUAAAACAAAAUUUGUUUUUAAGUUUCUAGAUGUAGUGAAUAAGCAUCAAAUCCCAGCAGAUAUGGUUGUUAACUGGGACCAAACUGGAGUCCGCAUGGUCCCUUCUGGUAACUGGACUAUGGAAAAGAAAGGGUCCUGUCAGGUUGCUAUUGUAGGUUUGGAUGAUAAACAAGAAAUUACGGUAUUGCUUGCAGUCGACAUGUUAGGUGAAACCCUACCCAGUCAAGUGAUUUACCAAGGUACCACUGAUCGUUGUCAUGCCAGAUAUGACUUUCCUGAUUCUUGGAACAUAACUCAUACUGCUUCCCAUUGGUCAACAGAGAGCACCAUUUUAGAAUACCUAGAGAAAGUGGUCGACCCAUACUUUGUCCUGAAAAGACAGGAAUUAGGACUGCCCGAGAAGCACCAUGGCUUGUUGAUUGUUGAUGUUUUUAAAGUCUAUUGGACAGACGCUGUACGAAAAUUCCUAGAUGCAAGGUACAUUUCUGUGUUGUAUGUGCCAGCGUGCUACACAGACAACUUGCAGCCGUUGGAUUUGACUGUCAAUAAGUCAUUUAAAGAAGACUUACGGCAGUCAUUUCAAAACUGGUAUGGCGAUCAGGUCAGACAACAGCUAGACAGGGGUACUUCUAUGUGCGACAUUACUGUAGACCUCAGAUUGUCAUCUAUUAAGAAUUUGCAUGCUGGCUGGAUUGUACACGCUUAUAAGGCAAUAUCUGAGUGUCCUAGGCUCAUCAGAAGUGGGUUUUCUCAGGCUGGUCUAUGCAUGCCCUUGCCCCUUCCUUGUAUUGCUUCAGCAAAACACUCAGUGUCUGUUACUACUCCUUCGCAGUCCAAGAAAGUAAAGUCCUAUGACCAGUGUACAGAUGACCUUUGCAAUGAUGCCUCUGUUGCAUUGAUUGUAGAAUACUUCAAGUCAGUUAUUUCUUAUGUAUUGCCAUCACAAUUCUGCCAGUCAAGGUUGAAUGGGCGAAAUGGCAGCAAUGCUUGCACGGUUAUAUCUAUUUGUGUAGCUACCCAGAUUAUGCUAGAUUGUGUGCAAGUACCCGAUAGUGUUACUGUAGAACCAUCACAACAGACGAUCAGAGCUUUCGUUGCAUGUAUUGAAGACGGCAACAAGCAUUAUGAUAGUGCUGGGUGCAGAGGCUUUUUGUUCUUUUACGGUGCGAUAGAGAGUGUCUGUUCGGAUAUGAACGUGACAAUUGCCAGAGGAGGAGAUUUUGGUGAGUGGGAUUACAACCAGUUCAAACAAGAUCUGCUGACUAUCAGAGACAGAGCUGUUGGAGCAGGAACAGUCCAUACCGGUGUACUUGUAAUGCCAAGUCACUUUUCAGUCGUAAUUGCAUUCGAUCCUCACAAGUUGUGUCUUGCUGUGUUUGACAGCCACUCUCAUCAUGGCAGUGGUAUGAAGCUUGGUGCCUCCAUAGCUGUAGCUUCAUUAGAUGACGUUGGUAUUCUGCACAUGGCAGAGUUUCUUGAUUUUGCUCUCAAUGGAAAUGGCUUAGCAAAUGGAACUAUGAAGGGUGCAGACAUUAUCUUGAUUAAGUAGUUUGAGUAGAGUACUAACAGCAGUGCAGUUUGAUUCAAUUGUGUUGUGUUACUAGUAUAGUAGUACUUCUACAGUAUAUAGUACUAUCAGUAUAAAGUUUGAUACUAGUGAACAGUAUCCCUUAUACAGGACUUUGCACGGGGAUGUCACGUGAG